AUGUUUUCAAUAUUUAAAACAUUGCAUCCACCAACGGGAAUAGAAAAUGCUGUAUCAGCGUAUUUUUUAUCACCAUAUGAAAAAAAUCUUGUAUUAUCAAGUGGAAAUCAAUUAUAUGUUUAUCGUCUUGUACCCGACACAAUUACAAAUGAUUUCGUUAGUGAAUCAGUUAAUCAUAUAUUAAAUGAUCCUGCUGAUGUUUAUCAAUCACUAUCUAGUCAAAAACCACAACGUUUAAAAUUUGAAUGUAUGAAUACAUUUACAUUAUGGUCAAAUAUUUGUUCUAUAACACCAUGUCGUUUUGGUCCAACAAUGGUUAAAGAUGCAUUAUUUAUAUCAUUUAUGGAUGCAAAAUUAGCUCUUAUCGAAUUUGAUACCACUAUUCAUGAUUUAAAAACAUUAUCAAUGCACUAUUUUGAAGAUGAAUUACAAAAAGAAGGUCAAUGGUAUAAUUUUUCACCACCAAUUGUACGAGUAGAUCCAGAUAUGAGAUGUGCUGUAAUGUUAAUAUACAAUUGUAAAUUGGUUAUUAUACCAUUUUUUAAUAAUGAAAAUUCAAAUAAAGAUAUUACAUUGACAAAUGAAAUGUUAUCAAAUAAUUCAAUGCUAAAUAUAACUAUUGGACCAAGUACAAAUACUCGUUGUUCAUCCUUAUCAUCCUAUAUUGUUCAUUUAAAAAAACUGGAUCCAUCAUUGACUGGUCGUAUUAUUGAUCUACAAUUUUUACAUGGUUACUAUGAGCCAACAUUAUUUAUUCUAUGUGAAACAAAUCGUACAUGGGUCGGACGUGUAGCUGUGAAAAAAGAUACAUGCUGUAGUGUAGCAUUAUCGAUCAAUGUACAACAAAAAUCAAAUCCAGUUAUUUGGCCUGUUGAUAAAUUGCCAUUCGAUUGCUUUUCAUGUAUGUCUGUUCCAAAACCAAUUGGUGGCAUUCUUAUCAUUGCUGUUAAUUCUAUCAUAUAUUUAAAUCAGAGUAUACCACCCUAUGGUGUGUCAUUAAAUACAUUAACAAAAGAAUCAACAAAAUAUCCAUUACGACAAAUGAAUGAUUUAAAAAUAUCAUUGGAUUGUUGUCAAGCAACGUUUAUAUCAUCGGAAAAAAUUGUAUUAUCGUUAAAAAAUGGUGAAAUAUACGUUUUAACAUUGCAUACGGAUACAAUGAGAUCUGUCAAAGAGUUUACAUUUGAUCGAGCAGCUGCCGGUGUUUUAAGCAGUUGUAUCUGUAAAUGUGAUGAAGGUUUUCUAUUUUUUGGUUCACGCUUAGGUAAUUCAUUAUUGUUACGUUAUCAUAAAAAAAUAAUUGAUGAAACGUCAGAAGCAAUAAUGGCGAAUGGCUUAGUAGAUACAUCGUCAAAUGAUACUGCUACCAUCGCCACCACUACCAUCAAAGCAGAAAAUGGAGCAACCAAUCAUCAUCUUGAUGACGAUAUGUUGAUGUACGGUAAUAAUAAUAUCGAAAAUAUCAAAACAAUUGAUAAUAAUACCGGUGAACCGUACACAAAACGUGUAAAACAAGAAUCAGAUGAUACUGAUAUUGUCAAUGAUCAGUAUGAUACCGAUAAUUCCGAUGAGAAGAAACCGUUAACGUAUACAUUUGAUUUUUGUGAUAGUAUAAUUAACAUUGGUCCGUGUGGUAAUAGUAUUUGUGGUGAAUCAGCAGAUUUCAAUCAACAAGAUGAAAACAUAUUUCAUCAAAAUUCAUUGUCAUUACAUUUGGAUUUGGUGACAACAUCAGGUCACGGUAAAAAUGGUUCUAUAUCAAUAUUACAACAAACAUUAAAACCCCAUAUUAUUACUACUCAACAAUUGUCCGGUAGUGUUGAUUUAUGGACCGUUUAUUCAACACCAAUGGAUACAAAACAACAUGCCUAUCUAAUUAUAAGUAAUGAAACAUCAACAUUAAUACUACAAACGGGCACUGAAAUAUCCGAAUUAGAACAUGGUGGUUUUCUAGUACAUGAACAAACAAUUUAUUGUGGAAAUAUUGGAAGAACAACAAAAUUAAUUGUUCAAAUAACACGAUAUUCUAUUGUUUUGCUGCGUGAUAGUGUUCAUAUACAAACAAUAACAUUAGACAAUGAACAACAGCAAGCGUCAACGGGAAGCAAAACAUUGGGACCGAUUCGUUUUGCCACGAGUUUAGAUAAAUAUCUGGCGAUAUUAACUGCACAUGGUCAAGUCUAUAUUUUUUCUCUAAAUAAUGAGCAAACAACUGCACCUCAUCUAGCAGAAUGUUUUAAUCUGACAUCGAAAAAGUAUUCAUGUGUAAAUUUAUAUAUCGAUCAUAAUGGAUUAUUUACAAUGAAUGUUGAAGAAAAAUAUCUUAAAAUUGAACAAGUAUUAAUGAAUCGUCGAUCAAUAAGUACAGUUACUCCAACUUCGGCACAACCAAUGCCUCCACUAGUCGGAAAACCAGCUCAUUCAAAAACAUCGUUCGAUUCAAGUUUUAUGGUUGGUGGUGAUGAUGAAGAUGAUUGGUUAUAUGGGAAAAAGAUUGAAUUAGGUGUAACAUCAAUAUCUCAGACAGUUAAUGAACAACAUCAAAAUGAUGCUGAUGUUUCAAUGUCUGGAGAAACAAAGGAUCGCAACACACAUUCAACAAAAACAUCUGUGAACAAGUCCUAUUGGUUGAUAACUACAGGCAAAGACGGAACUUUAACAAUUUAUGACCUAGAUACGUUUAUAAUACGUUUUGAAAUAGUACAAUUUAACAGUGCAUUGAAAGUACUCGUCGAUGUAAAAGAUACGUAUCCACCAGCAACAAAUUAUUUAGGAAAAAUUGAUACAUCGUGUUCAGCAUACGUCUAUGAAAUUAUAAUGAUUGGUUUAGGCUAUAGAAAAGAUCGAGUUUAUUUACUAGUAAGUGGCUGCUACCUUCAUGAUCGUUUAAAAAUACGUUUUCGACGUUUAUCAUUGAAUGCCUUUAUACGUACAAAAAAAUCAAGUGCAAAAAGAAAUACAACCAAGAAACAACAACAACAACAGCAGCAAACUCAGUCACAAUCAACUGUUCAACAGAAAGAUCAACUGAAAACAACAACACCUGUUCAAACAGAUUUAAUUGACGACGAAAUGAAUGAAUAUCAACGAACAUUAUUACGAUCAUUUGAUGAUGUCUCGAAUUAUUCUGGUAUAUUUAUUUGUGGUACACAUCCACAUUGGUUAAUAUGGUCAAAAGGAAAUAUCCGUUCAUUUCCAAUGACAAUUGAUGGUCCAAUAAAAGCAUUUGCACAAUUCAACGAUGAAAAUUGUAAAAAAGGUUUUCUCUAUUUUAAUCAAAAAGAUGAUUUGCGUAUAGCUGUCAUGCCGACCCAACGUAUACUCGACUCAUAUUGGCCAUUACAAAAGAUCACAUUAAGAAUGACAGUCCAUUAUCUAUGUUACCAUGUUGAAAGCAAAUUAUAUGCUGCAACAAUGAGUAUAGAUGAGCCAACAAAUCAAUUAGUACAACCUAGUGGCGAAGAUCGCGAAUCAAUCACGUAUACAAAAGAAUCAAAUUUUCUUCUUCCAUCUCGUGAACAGUUUAUUGUACAAUUAUUUUCGCCUACUCAAUGGGAACAAAUUCCAAAUGCCAAGAUAACCAUGAAUGAUUGGGAACAUGUAACGUGUAUGAAAACAAUUGCUCUAAAAUUUCAAGGAGCACUAAUGAAAACGUAUAUUGCAAUUGGUACAGCGAAUUGUUUCAAUGAAGAUGUGAAUAGUCGAGGACGAAUCAUUUUAUUUGAUAUUAUUGAAGUUGUUCCAGAAUUAAAUCAACCUUUAACAAAACAUAAAAUUAAAAUUGUUCAUGAUAGAGAAGAAAAAGGUCCUGUAACCGCACUGGAAUCAGUUGUGGGUUAUCUGAUUGGAGCCGUUGGUCAAAAAGUUUAUAUUUGGCAAUUUAAAGAUGAUCAAUUGAAGGGCAUUGCAUUUGUUGACAUUCAAGUUUAUUGUCAUCGUAUGAUUGCAAUGAAAAACUAUAUUCUAAUAGCUGAUGUUCAUAAAAGUAUCGCUCUUCUACGUUAUCAAGAAGAUAUGCGUGUUUUAUCCUAUGUUAGUCGUGAUUCACGAAAAUUAGAUGUUUAUACAACAGAGUUUUUUGUUGAUCAAACACAUAUUAAAUUUGUGACAACAGAUGCAGAUAAAAAUUUGUACAUCUAUUCUCAUUCGCCCAUACAAAAAGAAACGGCAGGUGGAACAUGGCUGGCACGAAAAUCAGAAUUUCAUGUAGGAUGUCACAUUAUGUCAGCUGUUCGAUUACAAGUAAAUACAAAUAAUUUAUCAACAAAACAAAAUUAUGAAGGAAAACAGGCAUUAAUUAUGCCUACAUUAGAUGGGGGUAUUACAUGUUUAUUGCCACUAAAUGAAAAAAUAUUUCGCCGAUUAGGCAUGUUACAAAAUUCUAUGACUUCCAUGUUUCCACAUUAUUGUGGUUUAAAUCCAAAAAGUUUCAGAGCAUGUAAGACACGAAUGAAAGAACUAGAAAAUUCACAAAAAAAUACACUUGAUGGUGAUUUAUUAUGGAAAUAUUUUGAUUUAAGUUUUAUCGAACGUAAUGAAUUAUUAAGUCGACUAGGAAUGACAUCAGACCAGUUUCAUGAAGAUUUGACCGAUAUACUUCGAACGCUUACAUUGUUCUAA
Messenger RNA from Didymodactylos carnosus, 4620 nucleotides. The record is from the annotation of a GenBank genome assembly. NCBI's taxonomy places the organism in Eukaryota, Metazoa, Rotifera, Eurotatoria, Philodinida, Philodinidae.